Eufriesea mexicana is the source of this 1334-nucleotide messenger RNA. It is a transcript of the gene rtet, whose product is annotated as major facilitator superfamily domain-containing protein rtet. The record is from RefSeq and is a predicted model, not a curated record. Gene Ontology annotation, biological process: transmembrane transport. The coding region runs from base 1 to 1320 and encodes 439 amino acids. Gene Ontology annotation, cellular component: brush border membrane. The transcript is spliced from 7 exons. Lineage: Eukaryota; Metazoa; Arthropoda; Insecta; Hymenoptera; Apidae. Gene Ontology annotation, molecular function: transmembrane transporter activity.
AUGAUUAAACUAAAAGAUAAUACAGUUCAAGUAGUAUUUAUUUCUUUAUUGUUGGAUCUUUUGGCAUUUACUAUGAUAUUACCGCUGUUACCAGCUUUGUUAGAUUAUUAUAAAGAAAUAGAAGAUGAUCAAGGCAUAUAUUUUAAAAUCUUGUAUUAUAUACAAAGUGCAAGAAAAUUUUUUGAUGCUCCUGAUAAGGUUAAUAAUGUGCUUUAUGGAGGUUUUCUUGGUUCUAUGUAUUCUUUUCUACAAUUUUUGAGUUCUCCCAUAUUAGGAGCGUUAUCAGAUAUAUAUGGAAGAAAACCAUUGAUGAUAUUUUGUUCAAUAGGAAUUGCACUAUCUUACCUUUUAUGGGCACUUUCUUAUAAUUUUACUAUAUUUGUAUUAGCAAGAUUUAUUGGCGGUAUUAGUAAAGGAAAUAUUAGUUUAUCAAUGGCUAUUAUAAGUGAUGUUACUACUUUAAAAACAAGGGGAAAAGCGAUGGCAUUAGUUGGCAUAGCUUUUUCUAUUGGCUUUGUAGUAGGUCCAAUGAUAGGAGCAAUUUUUGCAUGGACUUUUAAUGAUAAUAAGAAAGGGUCUUUGCAUAUAAUACCUGCUCUAUUUGCUCUUUUUUUAGCAACAAGUGAUUUGUGUUUCAUUGUUUGCUAUUUAAAAGAAUCUUUACCAUUGAAGUAUAGAACUAAUAGUCUUAUGUCUGGUUUAUCUGGAAUUCUUAUCUACAUUAAUCCUAUAGACUUGUUCCAAUUUAAUGGAGUAUCUGGUCUAAAUUUACAAGAGAAAAGAAAUUUAAAAACACUGGGUUGCGUAUAUUUCAUGUAUUUGUUCGUGUACAGUGGCUUGGAAUUUACCUUAACUUUCUUAACUCAUUAUUUAUUUAAAUUUACAAGCAUGCAACAAGGAUGGAUGUUUUUGGGAAUUGGAUUGGUUAUGGCAAUUCUGCAAGGAAGUUGGGUACGAAUAAUUCCAUCCAAUAAAACAAAAUCUGUUGCAGGAUUGGGUUUAUGGUUGACCAUUCCAGCAUUUAUUUGUGUAGGUUUAGCAGAUGAUAUAUUUACAUUAUCAAUUGGAUUAUUUCUGUUUGCAAUUUCUACAGCCAUGGUUGUUACUUGUAUGAUGACUCUUGUGACACGUGUUGGACCUAAUCAUCAGAAAGGUACUAUUACAGGUGUCUUUCGUUCUCUUGGAGCAUUAGCUCGAGCUUGUGGACCUAUUGUAGCAUCCUCAGCAUUUUGGUGUAUUGGCAGUAAGGCAACAUAUCUUGUUGGUGCUGCAUUUCUUGUAUUUCCACCUGUUAUUCUUCAAACGAUAAAGUCAUUUUAAGAUAAAGGUAUUUA